Messenger RNA from Acanthopagrus latus (yellowfin seabream), 5808 nucleotides. RefSeq names its product nectin cell adhesion molecule 3a (gene nectin3a). Gene Ontology annotation, cellular component: adherens junction; apical junction complex. The record is from RefSeq and is a predicted model, not a curated record. Lineage: Eukaryota; Metazoa; Chordata; Actinopteri; Spariformes; Sparidae. Bases 231 to 1895 code for a protein of 554 amino acids. Gene Ontology annotation, biological process: heterophilic cell-cell adhesion; homophilic cell-cell adhesion. The transcript has 6 exons.
GACCGUAUGCUUGCGUGCGUGCGUGCGCGUGCUGGCUGCGUGUGUCCGUGUGUUGUCCCGCAGCAGUGGUACAGCCCACGCGGGUCCGUCGCUAUGGAGAGCAGCUCCCCAGGAGCGCGAGCCAACAGCAGCAGCAGCAGCAGUUAGAGAGCAGCGACGAGCAGCGAGCAGAGACAGAGAGGAGGACGAUCCACCGAGAGAGUGCGAAGGCGCACAGACACACGGGAAUCAUGGAGAAGAGAGCCGCUCUCAGGAGGACUUUGCCAUCUAACGGACUGCGACUUUUAACAUCACUCCUCACCUUAUACGGACUUACCUCAGGUGUGAGCAGUAACCAGGUGGUUGUUCCCGAGAAAGUGAAUGCGGUGCUGGGAAAGAACAUCACACUGAGCUGCAGAAUAGAAGUGGGCUCCAACCUCAGUCUCACACAGAGCUCCUGGGAGCGUCGCCUUCCUUCAGGCACCAUUACCUUGGCAGUGUUCAAUCCUGAAUUUGGGAUCUCCAUCGCUCCAGAGUAUAUCAAACGGGUCUCGUUUGUUUCCCCUUCUGUUCGUGAUGCUACCAUUAACAUCGGAGGAGCAAGCUUUGAAGAUAUUGGGUCCUAUAUCUGCAAAGUGGCAACAUUUCCCCUGGGCAAUACGCAAGCAUCAACCUACGUCAAUGUAUUAGUGGAGCCAAAGGUCUACGUGUCUGCCGGCCCCACAGCUCUGCUGGAUGGCGGCAUUGAGUCACUGGUGGCCACCUGCAUAGCCGAGCGAGGUCGUCCCGCCGCGGAGGUCUUUUGGGAGACAGAGCUCUAUGGAAGAAGUGAGAAACAAAGUCAGGAUGAGCCCAACGGCACCAGCACCACACAUGUGCGCUACAUGUGGUCACCAAUGAGCUACGCCCAGGGGAAGACGCUCACCUGUGUGGUGCGCCAUCCAGCCCUGCAAACAGAGUUUCGCAUACCCUACGUACUUAAUGUUCAGUUUGCACCAGUGGUAUCAAUAACAGGGAAUGACAAAAACUGGCAUGUGGGUCAAGAGAAUGUGAAGUUCAUCUGUGGUGCCAAAGCAAACCCAGCUGCCCAUCGCUUCACAUGGAUCAGGUUGGAUGGAGUGAUGCCUGAGGGUGUUGAGAUCUCAAACAAUAGCUUUGCUUUUACUCGCCCGUUGGAGCGCAAUGACUCUGGAGUAUACCGCUGUGAAGUGAUAAAUGACGUCGGUCUCCGCAGUCAAGAUGUGAACCUCUGGGUACAAGAUCCUCCUCCCACCACGGCCGCCCCCAGCACCACUGCAUCCCUCCUGCACGACACCGCCGGAACCGGUACUGCAGUGGACCAGCAUAAAUCCCCAUUCAGCUCACCAACCCUGGCCUCCUUACCUGACAGCAGCCUGGGUACUAUAGUCGGUGGGGCUGUAGGCGGAGUCUUAUUCCUGAUUCUCCUGCUUAUCCUCGGUGGGGCCUGCUUUAUGCGACAGCGCCGCACCUUCAGAGGAGACUACUACACCAAACAGUACCUGGGACCCUCCGACAUGCAGAAGGAGUCUCAGCUGGACGUGCUGCAGCCGCAUGAGCUGCAAGAGGUCUACGGGGACAAGACGAGCAAAGGCAGCCAGGAUCUGAAACCCAAACUGGGGGGAGACAUCAUUUACCCCGACUACACCCCUGAACGAAAGGAUAGGGAUGACUGGGCUGACAGGGGGGAUGGCCACAGGGUUCUCAAGGAUGGAAACUACUACCCAGAUCACUACAACACCCAAAACAUGCACCCCUGUGGGCCUCCUGUGCACAGCCCCGUGGUGAACAACGGCUCCCCCUAUAUCCCGGAGGACUGUUAUGACAAUGGUACAGACAGCGACUAUGUGUCCCACAUGGAUGGAUCUGUGAUCUCACGCAGGGAGUGGUAUGUUUGAGGAAUGGAGCGAAGAAAAUAACAGACAAACGACUGGCUGAGAAAAAUUAAACAAGUGACAGAUAUAAAUAUCAUUAAAGGUCGUGUCAUGUUAGUUGCUCAGCUCAGUCUCAAAGUGAGCUCUUUGAACAAUACUGCUCUGCCUUGAUUGUAACCACUUAACCUUAAGGACGUGGAUAUGGAUUGUAUUACGGUUGUUGUAGCAUUUCAAGGAGCUACAACUAAGCUGGAACACCUUGAUGAUAUUAUCUUUGUAGGCUUAAGAGGCACACAAUGGAGUUUCAGCUGAUGUGAAUGAGGUUUUGUAUUGUGCUUGUUUGUGUUUGCACCUGUCUUUAACGCAGGUCACAGGUCAGGUGUUCGGACCCUUGUUAGUGAAGUAUUUAUAACCCUGACUGACUGAGCUCUGCUCCCAUAAAACCUCACAGCUUCUGUGGCAUUUUGAAACUGAUCUCUCAAUUGCAUACAGCAUUUUCAUACACAAGAAAUGUUUAUCAUGGCUGCAAUCAGUAUUUACAGCUAAUUGUAUUGCAUGAUUUUUUUUUUUUUUUUUUUAAAGGCAAAAAUGUAUGAUUACGUUAAAGGGAACGUUUGUCAGACACAUGGUUAAAAGGGAGAUUACACAGGCAUUAUACCGAGGGAAAAGCAAAUUGACGCUCUUACAAAAAAAACUGCCCUUCGUUAAACUUCUGAUUAAGUUCUUCAGUGGCUUCUGCAAACUUUCAGUAUCUUCUGUAAAUUAUUCAUGAAAUAGAAAGCCUGUUACCUGACAGUGAAGAUGACAACAGAGCAGAAGAGGUUACUCCCUGUGGAAGUGCUCUUACUUUCAGUUUCAGUUUAGCUUAUUUAUUCCACAGACAUCUCUGAUCCUACCAUUGUUAUCCUUCAGUUAAAGUCCUGACUGAUUUGGCGACACCCGUGAUUAUUCUAGUAACCACCAGUUUGGUUUUAAAACUGCAAACUUGAGUCGCUUUGUCAGAAAUAUAAGAGGAGCAUGAGGUGCAUUUGUUUUCAUUGCAGCCAAACAUAGUGACUAAUGAAGUUGUCAGUCAAUAAUAAAUUGUGUCUGAAUGGCGUGAGAAUUUUUUUAAACAGCAGCAGGUUAAACUGAAAUUACCUUUCUGAGGAGUUGUCACCUGCAGCUCCGUCUUGUUUGAGGACUUGCUUUUGAAAUUGAAAAAUUAUCCAGUGGCAUUUAGAGCAACAGCAAUUAAUGAAUCAGCUGAUAAACAAUUAGAGAUUUGAUGAUGCUUUUCUUUGUCCUUUAUGAUAUCAAUUGAAGACUCUUUGAGCAAGGUGUUGCUAUAUACCAGUAUUGAUGAUAGCCAUUAUAUUGAAAAAUGAAAUACUGAUACUUUGUUUAUAAUGCACCUAUGAUAAUAUCCUGCUAGUAUUCCAGAGAUCUUAGACCAAGUGGAUCUUUUGAUCAUGAAUUGGUUGCCUCUUCACUCAAUUUAUAUGCCAAAAAGAGACAAAAAUACAGAAAAUAAUCAGCAGAUUAAUUGAUAAUGAAAUUAGUCAUUACUUGCAGCCUUGCAGACAAAAGAAAGUGCCAAAAAAUGUCUUGUUUUGUGGACGCAUUUUUAACGAACAAUCUUGUUCUGCGCUCAACUCAGUGACAACUACUCUCCUGUGGGGCUUCACAGUAAAAGCCACCCAGCAACAGAGGGAAACGUUCGGUUAGCAGAUGCAGCUCUGACACAGUGUCAAAGAAUGUAAAUGGUAAACAGUGAAGCUGAUAUCGAGAUCAAAUCGUGCUGGACUGAAGUCACGCAUCAUUUCCACUGAAUCGCUUGUGUUGAGGAGGGCAGUCUGAUUCUUGUGUGGGAAUGGUGGACUCCGCCACUUACAGUGAAGAAGUUACAGGGCUAUGACAGAAGAAAUGUUGACCAUAAAUAGUAUCAGAGUUGGGCUUCAAGAUUAUAACUGUUACCAAACACACUAUCAUCAUUAUUGAGUUGUGUUAAUACGCUCACUCCUUGCAGUGAAAGGCACAGCUCUGUUAUUACAGUUGUCAGUACACAUCAAAGGAAGCCAACGAGGCCUCGGCCCUCUGCACUUAUCCAUGAUAACAGACUGCAUUGCUGUCUUUUCCAUUUACCCUCCUCUGUAUCCAAUGAUUUCUGUCUGCGCGACUAACACCAAUUGGUCGUUAUAGUUUUUAUUUUAAACACCGAAUCAAAGCAACGUGUUAUAAAUGCCAGAUGUGACUAUCACAGCUGUCAUCGUCUGAUGUUAUGUGGCUCCAUUAACCACCAACAGUUUCGCUGCUCCCGCUCGAGACUCCUCAGCUGUGAUUCAUGACGGUAAAUAAGCAAAAUGGUUGUUGAAAACGAGGUUGGGGAGCUCAGAAAUAAGGGGCAGUAAUAAAGCGAUCGCUCAGCUUCAGUUUGUUUGAAGUACGAUUGGGCGACUACCUCACAGAAGAGUUGGAAACACUGUGAGCGGCUGACAUCACUACUGAUCACAGAACAGGCUAUAAUGUUGGGGUUUGGCUCCUCGGCAGCUCCUCUGAGGAUACACAGCGAUUAUGGAAAACUAGAAAUUUAAUCCGUGAGUGAAAAAAAAAAAAAACCCAUCUAGGUCUGAGCUGUCUGUGUAACGGCUCCCCAAGGGACAUAUAUUUUUCCUACAAACAACAAACCCAGCGACUUAAAGGAGAAACAAAGAGUUGACAUCAUCAGUGAUCUCAUCUCUCGCUGCUUGAUUUGACCUUACGCUUUUCCACUUAGUGUUCCCCCCCCCUUUUUUUUAUUUCCUCAGGAAUGAUACAUGGAUCAAAGUGGCCUCGCAUGAAAGGGAAAACAAACCCUUUUCUGGAAAGAUCCCCAUUUAGUCAAUCAGGGUAUUUGUUGCUCGAAGACGGAACCAUAUAUGUGUGUUACAGUUGGAUCAAAAUGGGGGGGUUGGCUAAAGUUUGCGGUCUGCGCUUUCUUAUUGGGGUUUUAUAGAUUGUGGUUGCAGUUUCUCCCUUUUUUUUAUUUUUGUUAACCCUUCUCCACCCUCACUUUCCCAUGCCAGGGCUUUGGUCGAAGGUUUAGAUGUCUGAGAAUAAACUACUUUAAUCUCGCUCUCACUCUCAUCGUCGCACGCACGCACCCAGCCGCCACACAUCUGCCACUGCAGCCCACAUCCAAAGAGCAGUCCUCACCUCAAACCGUGAGCUUUUCAAUUAACUUGUCUUUUUUUUUUUUUUCUCGUCGCCCAUGGCAACCAAAGUGCUCUGACUCCAUGAUUUAUUGCGCAUCCGUGUCUGCAUGCACACAUCUGAUUCAUCGACGUCGACUUGUUUCUUACUUGGUAAAACUGCUGUCUCUGUCGUUUUCUGUUGGGUUUUUUUUGUUUUUUUAUCCUGCUUCAUCUCUAAAGCGAAAUGGACUGAAGUGAUGAUGAAAUGGUCGCCCAUUUAACCGGUUGCAUGUAAAUUAAGUUAUUGGCUACACUACUACGCUCAUUAUUUCUCAUCACUAAUGUUUAUACACAUGUACAUAAUGCUAAUAGGUUAGCAUAGGAUUAGCUGUUUGAUUUCUAUGUUCGUGUACAGUUUGUUCUGGACCCCCCUCCCCCUCCACUGAACAGUCGGUGCCUUAGAUGGGCUGAGCAAUGCACAGAAAACUUCGACAAUUACUGAAAGCGUUAAUAUAAAGGAUACUCGAGAGGAGGACUGACUGGUCCAUUAACACGUCUUCCAUCCUGAUAUUUAAGAUUCUGCUGUUAUCAAAAAUGUCAGAAUAGACAAAAGGUUGAUUGUCAUGCCUUAUACUCUUUGAGCGGACACAUGUAACAAGUCGGUUACUGAGAAAAUUAAUAAGUAAAGUUUCACUGGGAAUUUAGGCAAGCCAGAAUCAUAGAAAAUAUUAUUGUCCUGUAAAUAUGCUGGCUGUUUUUGUUUUUUUAUUAUUAUUAUUAUUAUU